UUUCAAAUGUGGCUUUCUGGGUUUUCCAGUUUGCUGGUGGGUGGAUCUGGAGUGGGCAUCCCAUCUGCACAUCUGGCAGGGACGCCUUCCAGAUUUUCCUUGUGACUCAGGAUCAGUUUCUGAGUGCUGGGCGGGGCAAAGGCUCCUGAAGUCGCUGUGAGGCACCUCCCCCUGUGAGCAGAGAUUGGUACAGCCCAAAUAGUUUUCAGGUUAAGAAAGCCAGAAUCUUUGUUCAGCUGCACUGGCUGAACAGACUUAGUGGGGUUACCUGGCUAAGAGCAGCAGCAGCAGCAGCAGCAGCAGCAGCAGCAGCAGCAGCAGCAGCCGUCGCAGCAGCCACAGCAGCCGCAGCAGCAGCAGCCACAGCACCAGGGCUCCUGAGAUAACUCAGACUUAGUUGGCUAACAUGGGUCCUCCUCUGAAGCUCUUCAAAAACCAAAAGUACCAAGAACUGAAGCAGGAAUGCGUCAAAGAUGGCCGGCUUUUCUGUGACCCCACCUUCCUGCCGGAGAAUGAUUCUCUGUUUUUCAACCGUCUGCUUCCAGGAAAGGUUGUGUGGAAACGUCCUCAGGACAUUUCUGAUGACCCUCAUUUGAUUGUGGGCAACAUCAGCAACCACCAGCUGAUCCAGGGGAGACUGGGGAACAAGUCAAUGAUCCCUGCAUUUUCCUGUUUGGCUGUUCAGGAGUCACACUGGACAAAGGUAAUCCCCAACCAUAAGGAACAGGAAUGGGAUCCUCAAAAGCCAGAAAAAUAUGCUGGAAUAUUUCGCUUCCGUUUCUGGCAUUUUGGAGAAUUGACUGAGGUGGUAAUUGAUGACUUGCUGCCCACCAUCAAUGGAGAUCUGGUCUUCUCAUUCUCCACCUCCAUGAAUGAGUUUUGGAAUGCUCUCCUGGAAAAAGCUUAUGCAAAGAUGCUAGGCUGUUAUGAGGCCUUGGAUGGUUUGACCAUUACUGAUAUCAUCAUGGACUUCACCGGCACAUUGGCUGAAAUCGUUGACAUGCAGAAAGGAAGAUACACUGAUCUUGUUGAGGAGAAGUACAAGCUGUUCCGAGAGCUGUACAAAACCUUCACCAAAGGGGGUCUAAUUUGUUGCUCCAUUGAGUCUCCCAGCCAGGAGGAACAAGAAGUUGAAACAGACUGGGGCCUACUGAAGGGCCAUACCUAUACCAUGACUGAUAUUCGCAAGCUCCGCCUUGGAGAAAGACUCGUGGAAGUCUUCAGUGCUGAGAAGCUGUAUAUGGUUCGCCUGAGGAAUCCACUGGGAAGACAAGAAUGGAGUGGCCCCUGGAGUGAAAUUUCUGAAGAGUGGCAGCAACUGACUGUAACAGAUCGCAAGAACCUGGGGCUUGUCAUGUCUGAUGAUGGAGAGUUUUGGAUGAGUCUGGAAGAUUUUUGCCAAAACUUUCACAAACUGAAUGUCUGCCGCAAUGUGAACAACCCUGUUUUUGGCCGCAAAGAACUGGAAUCAGUGGUGGGAUGUUGGACUGUGGAUGAUGACCCUCUGAUGAACCGAUCAGGUGGUUGCUAUAACAACCGUGAUACCUUCCUGCAGAAUCCUCAGUACAUCUUCACUGUGCCUGAGGAUGGCCAUAAGGUCAUAAUGUCACUGCAGCAGAAGGACCUACGCACUUACCGCCGAAUGGGAAGACCUGACAAUUACAUCAUUGGUUUUGAGCUCUUCAAGGUGGAGAUGAACCGCAGAUUCCGCCUUCACCAUCUGUAUGUUCAGGAGCGUGCUGGGACUUCCACCUAUAUUGACACCCGUACUGUGUUUCUGAGCAAGUAUCUGAAGAAGGGCAGCUACGUGCUUGUCCCAACCAUGUUCCAGCAUGGCCGCACCAGCGAAUUUCUACUCAGAAUCUUCUCCGAAGUGCCUGUCCAGCUCAGGGAGCUGACAUUGGACAUGCCCAAGAUGUCUUGCUGGAACCUGGCACGUGGCUACCCAAAGGUGGUUACCCAGAUCACUGUUCACAGUGCUGAGGGCCUGGAGAAGAAGUAUGCCAAUGAACCCGUAAAUCCAUAUCUGGUCAUCAAGUGUGGAAAGGAAGAAGUCCGAUCCCCUGUCCAGAAGAAUACUGUGCAUGCCAUUUUUGACACACAGGCCAUUUUCUACAGAAGGACCACUGACAUUCCUAUUAUCAUCCAGGUCUGGAACAGCAGAAAAUUCUGUGAUCAGUUCCUGGGGCAGGUUACUCUGGAUGCUGACCCCAGUGAGUGCCGUGAUCUGAAAUCUCUGUACCUGCGUAACAAGGGUGGUCCCACUGCCAAAGUCAAGCAAGGCCACAUCAGCUUCAAAGUUAUCUCUAGCGAUGAUCUCACUGAGCUCUAAAUAUCCAAUAUCAGAGAAUCCUGACAGUUUUCCAUCUUUUUAUGUCAGGUACCAGGUUUUAGCUAAAAUUCACAGUUACUGAAACUCCACAUUUAUUAACGUUUCCUCUUUUCUGAUGUUUCCCAUACCUCCCGAUCCAAGUAGCAUCAGUAGCUACAGAACCUAUAUACCUCCAGCAGCUGGACAGGGGGAGGUGACAGUCCCAUCUGGAGAUCACAUAUUUGCUGAGAAAAGAUCCUUAGGGCUUCCGGGGGUGAGAUUCAAGUGGGACAGUAACAAGAAUCUGGACAUGCUACAUGUGUCUCUGUUGUUUCCACUUGCCCAACAUAUCUUCCCUGUAGGGCAUAUUGAGGAAGCAGGAGAGGCGAUCAAGGCCAAGCUGGUCUAGCCUGACAUCCCAUCUCCUGACUGACACUACAGAUUUACCAGCAAAACUUUACCAAUAGCAAGAGCUGACUUUAAUGGUCCCAGCCCUUACCACCACCACCACCACCACCGGAAAGUGUAGUCCUGCCCUAAUUCAAGUCACUCCCCCAUAGUGUUUUAUCUUCAUGUUGAGGAAGCUUCCUAGGUGCUUAAUCAAGAGCUGGAGUUCAAUGAGGCUGAGACAAUGAGAGGGCUUGAACUUCAGUAAAGUGGAAGCUAGCUGUGUGCCACAAGAGGGAAAAGUGGAAGAAGCUGCAGUGGGAGACAAAGCCUCAGUCCCCCAUCCAUCCACACACACCUACACUCACACAUGCGCAUGUAGGUGCGCACGAACUACCAUUCAGACAGUCAGUGGGCAAGAGUAAGGACUAGUGAAGUAUCAUGCAUACCAAAAAGAUGAAUGAAUCCAUUCAGUAAUAGGUCAGCCAGUUUGGGGUCCCUGACUACAAUGUGAAACCUCUUGCUGCUGCUAGAUUUACAAACAAGCCCAUUGCCCUGUGCUUCCUAAUAUCAUCGGUACUGAAAAUGCUAUAUGGGAACCUGAGAGUCUGGGUCCCACCCAGACCCCCUCAGGCUUCUCCCUCUGUUGGGAAGCUCCACUCCCCAAGGGUUUGUUUUUCAGUAUGUCUACAAAAUUUCCUUGUGAAUCAGUCAUUAUAUGUGCUUCCCUUCACCCUCAUCUAUCAGUAUUCUGCCCUUUUUCAAGGCCCAGCGUAAAGUCCACCUCCUCCAUGAAGUUCAUUCAAAUUCUACCCCCAAACCCCACCUCCAACAAUAUUUCAGUGCUUUUGCAAUGACGAAAAAAAUAAACAUAGUCGUAGUACUUAGUGUAGUUCAGCAUGCAUUCAUUUAAAAAUACAUUUUGUAGCUCCUUUUUUACCUUAAUCAUUUUCUAUCACAUGUUGCAGUCUUUGUAACUUUUACAAUGCCUUUGCCACAGUGCCUUACAAAAAAAAAAUCACAAUAAAGUUCAUACUCAAUAAAUUGA
Messenger RNA from Peromyscus leucopus (white-footed mouse), 3746 nucleotides. RefSeq names its product calpain 6 (gene Capn6). Gene Ontology annotation, molecular function: calcium-dependent cysteine-type endopeptidase activity. Gene Ontology annotation, biological process: proteolysis. The transcript has 13 exons. Bases 407 to 2332 code for a protein of 641 amino acids. Gene Ontology annotation, cellular component: cytoplasm. NCBI's taxonomy places the organism in Eukaryota, Metazoa, Chordata, Mammalia, Rodentia, Cricetidae. The record is from RefSeq and is a predicted model, not a curated record.